GCGUGUCCUGUGUGGAUGUGUGUGUUUGCCUGUGUCCAGUUGGGCCCGAGGGGAUCUGAAAGAUGGCGGCGGCCGGGGGUUCCCCGCUGCUGUGGGUGGCGGAGGCACUGGGGGCUUCCGAAGCGGCUCUCCGACUGAUCCUGUCUAUUUUUAUAGGAUACCCCUUGGCCUUAUUUCAGAGACACUUCCUCUUCAAGAAGCCGCCAUCUCACAUCCACCUGUUUAAUACGGUGACCGGACUCUGCAUCGCUUACUUCAACUUCGGGUCUCAGUUGUAUCACUCGUUACUCUGCGUCGUGCUGAAUUUCCUCAUCCUGCGGCUCAUGGGAAGAACCGUUACGGCCGUAUUCACCAGCUUCUGUUUUCAAAUGGCAUACCUGCUUUCUGGUUACUAUUACACGGCCACCGAUAAUUAUGAUAUCAAAUGGACAAUGCCGCACUGCGUACUCACACUCAAACUCAUAGGACUCGUGUUCGAUUAUUAUGACGGCGGGAAAGACAAGGCCAGUCUCACGCCAGAGCAGCAGCGCCACGUCGUGCCUCGGGUGCCCACUUUGCUGGAGGUCUGCGGCUUCUCCUAUUAUUAUGGCGGCUUUUUAGUGGGGCCGCAGUUCUCCAUGUGCAGCUACUUGAAACUCGUGAACGGGGAGAUGACCGACGUUGAAGGGCAGAAGCCAAACUGCAUAAAGCCGGCCAUGGAGCGCCUUUCCCUCGGCCUUUGCACCCUGGUCAUCUACAUGGUGUUCGGGCCGUACCUGCCCGAUAACUACUUCCUGAGCGAAGAGUACGCGAGCCAGCCGUUCUGGUACCGCUGCGUGUACAUGACCAUCUGGGGCAAAGUGACUCUGUAUAAGUACGUGACGUGCUGGCUGGUGACGGAAGGCGUCUGCAUUCUGUCUGGCUUAGGCUAUAACGGGAGAGACGAGACGGGGCGGCCCCGCUGGAACGCAUGCGCCAACAUGAAGGUGUGGCUGUUUGAGACCACGCCCCUCUUCACUGGAACCAUCAGCAGCUUCAAUACCAACACCAAUGAUUGGGUUGCAAGAUACGUCUUUAAACGGCUCCGUUUCUUGGGCAACAAGGCCGUGUCCCAGGCGACGGCCCUCUUCUUCCUGGCGAUAUGGCACGGCAUGCACUCCGGAUACCUCGUCUGCUUCUCUCUGGAGUUUCUCAUUGUCAUGGUGGAAAAACAGGCGAUGGAGCUGGUGAGAGACAGCCCCCUGCUCAGCCGGAUCUGCUCCGUGCCUCUCCUGCGCCCCGUCUUCUACGUCGUCCAGCAGUUCUUCCACUGGUUCUUCAUGGGAUAUCCGCUGGUGCCAUUUUGCCUUUUCACCUGGGACAAGUGGAUCAAGGUGUACUCCUCGGUCUAUUUCAUUGGCCACGUCGUUUUCUUAUUGCUGCUCUUCGUGCUGCCUUAUCUUCGCACGGUCCUGGUGCAAAAGAAAGAAAAGCUCCAGAAAUCCCAGUGACCGCGCUCCACGAUUGUACGCCGCUCGUCUCCCUCCGAUAUUCAACGUGUUCCCCGGAAAGGCUCCUUCCGUGCCGGGCGAGGGGAUGACCGCGGACCGCUCUGGGAAUUGGGAGAUAACACUGCCGGGGUUAAAGAAAAUUGCUGAUUCUUUUUUUUUUUUUUUUUUUUUUUUUAAAUUAAACAAAAACUGACUGCCGCUGCGGACAGCCCUGCAGGAAUGGGGGGGGAACCCAUUUUUUAGACUUUUCUACUGUUUGGGAUGUUUCCCGGACGCAUCUACUUGAGCUUUUUAAUUUUUUUUUCCCCCCGAAACACUCUUUCGCACAACAGUCUGCGGGGGGCAGUUGGUUUGUUUCACGGGGCAGCUAAUAGUACGGAUUAGUAACCCCCUUUUGCCCCGUGUGCCACGGAGGGCUCCGAGGUCUGGAUCUGAGCCUCUCAAACUCCGGGGGGCCGUUACUAACUCUGAACACGUAGAAUGUGAUACUGGGGGCAACAGAGACGUCCGUCUGGAACCACCGACCCGGGGGUCGCACGCACUUACCCACGUCCGGAGCAAAUGGAACGCCCCGGGGAGGGGGGUAAAAUGGGUUUCUCGCCCAUCAUCGCAGCCUUAGCCAGUGGUGGCUCCCGGAUCGUUGGUGUUGAUUGGUUAACGCCGUCACGUGAUGACACAUCUGGACAGCAGCCUUUUUUUUUAAGUCACUUUGUGUCCUAGAGCUGCAAUAAAGCACUCUGCCAGUUAA
Molecule: messenger RNA, 2217 nt
Organism: Spea bombifrons (plains spadefoot toad)
Lineage: Eukaryota; Metazoa; Chordata; Amphibia; Anura; Pelobatidae
Gene: LPCAT3
Product: lysophosphatidylcholine acyltransferase 3
Exons: 13
Coding region: 63-1469 (468 amino acids)
Biological process (GO): lipid modification; phosphatidylcholine biosynthetic process
Cellular component (GO): membrane
Molecular function (GO): lysophospholipid acyltransferase activity; 1-acylglycerophosphocholine O-acyltransferase activity
Source: RefSeq, a predicted model, not a curated record